Camellia sinensis is the source of this 895-nucleotide messenger RNA. The record is from RefSeq and is a predicted model, not a curated record. Lineage: Eukaryota; Viridiplantae; Streptophyta; Magnoliopsida; Ericales; Theaceae.
UGUGUUUUUAUUAGUUUUCCUCUCAUUUCUUUCUCUAAAAACACACUCCCUCUUCAGAUCCUCCUCACUAUCCACUGUGCAAACCACUCCGUCAAGUCCCUCGACGAGUGGCAACUCGAGCGCUACCUCACCGACUUCCUCAAAUCCUCCUUCUCCCUCACCGUUCCCGAAGACGACAUCGUCGUUCGCAGAUUCAAGGACCUCAAGAAGCGCAAGCGCGAUGAUCCUGUCGCUCACAACACUCUCUUCAUCUGUGACCUAGGGUUUCUAUCCAAGUUUUCCAGAUCGGAAAUUCUUCAUGGUAUAGAUGGAGAAGACAAUGUUAAGGAACUCGAGAAGAAGUUUCUGGACUGGAGAAGAUCGGUUGUUGGUAAGACCGACGGGAUUGAGUUGAAUCUUGAAGGUGUUAAGUUUAGAUUGACUGCUUUAGUUCCGGAAUCAGAUGAUUUUGGAAUGACGAAAGAGUGGGAAGAGCUUAAUGCGUUUGGUAAUCGAGGAUAUUCAAGACGUGGGAGGCAGCGGCAGCCUAAUACAAUUGUGUUGAAAGGUGUUCUAUCUCACUGGUUUGUUGAGCCAAGAGUUUCGUCUUAGCCUUCAAUGCUGGUCACUCACACGAUUUUUUCUGCAUUUGGGAAGACAAGGUUAUUGAGCAAGUUGAAGUUGAGUGUGUAGCAGAAAAGGCUGAAUUUGAUGGUCAUUUGGAUGAGGAGUUUAGGAAGGUCUUUGAGAAAUUCAAUUUUAAGCUGAUAUGUUAGUUUGGAUUAGCUGCCAAACCAGUUGAUAUGUUAAAUGAAAUUUUCAUCUUUAUUUUAAAUGGAAUUCAAUUAUUGUUUGAUGAUUUAGUGAAGUUACAAGAAAGGAAAUUUGUUAAUUAUUCUUCCUAAGCAUUUUCUUU